This is a messenger RNA of Fomitiporia mediterranea MF3/22, 747 nucleotides long. RefSeq lists its product as uncharacterized. Gene Ontology annotation, cellular component: cytoplasm. Bases 1 to 747 code for a protein of 248 amino acids. NCBI's taxonomy places the organism in Eukaryota, Fungi, Basidiomycota, Agaricomycetes, Hymenochaetales, Hymenochaetaceae. The transcript has 2 exons. The record is from RefSeq and is a predicted model, not a curated record.
AUGAUCACCUUCUACGAUAUCGCAACGCGGCUUUCACCGCAGGCCAUGGCACCGAAUACGUUUAAAACACGACUGGCGCUCAACUAUAAGGGUAUCCCGUACAAGACAGAAUGGGUUGAGUUCCCAGACAUCGAAGCCGUCGUUAAGAGACUCGGCGGAACUCCAACGAGCAAGAAGGCAGACGGCAGCGAUUAUUACACGCUUCCUAUGAUCCACGAUUCGACGACAGGAAAAGUGGUCACUGACUCCAUUGCUAUUGCGGAAUACCUUGAUGCGACGUACCCCGACAAGCCACUGCUCUUCCCGCCAGGAACGAAGGCCGCGACAGCGACACUCAACCAUGUGUUUAUGCAGAGCCUGAAUCCGAUAUCCCCUAUCAUGAUCUAUGAAGUAUACGGCACCCUCAACCAGCCGAGCCAAGUUUACUGGCGUACCACUCGUGAAGCAGCAAUCGGAAAGAAGUUGGAGGAAUUUGCACCACCGGGUCCUGACCGUGAUGAGAUGUGGAAGCAGUGCAAGGAGGGUUUGGAUACUCUAGCGGGAUUCUAUGAUAGGAAUGGGGAGGGGAAGAGAUUCUUUUUCGCUGAUACGUUCUCGUUUGCGGACACAAUUGUCAUCGGUUUCUUGGUUUGGAUCGAGAUUACUUUAGGCACAACGAACGAAGAAUGGAAAGCAAUAGCGGGCUGGAGCAACGGAAGAUGGGGAAAGUUGCUAGAGUCAACGCGGAACCUGCAGGCUGUGAAUUAG